AUGUCUUAUUGGGAUACCCAACCAAUUCGACAACUCAAUGCUGAACUAUUCGAUCUUAUUGCUCCUUAUCUUCAAUCAUUUUCGGAAGCUAGAGGUGCGGCAGUAGCAGUCUUUCGACUUCUUGACGAAGGAAAUGACUCGAGUAUCAAUGAAACAGAUGUAUGGAGAGAGGAUGCAGAAGGCAUUUAUAAUAUCAAUGGUGAUAUUGAAUUUGACCAUGUCAACUUUAUUUAUCCUUCUCGUAAAGAUACACCAGUUCUGCAUAAUCUCUCUCUUAUUGCUCGUGCUGGUCAGACAACUGCUCUCGUAGGUUUAAGUGGCUGUGGAAAAAGUACAUGUAUAUCACUUUUUCUUCGUUACUAUAAACCAUCAUCGGGUCGAAUAAUCGUUAAUGAUCGACCCAUAACAGAUUACAACAUCAAACAACUUCGACAAAACACUGGAGUUGUUAGUCAAGAACCAAUUUUAUUCGGUAUGAGUAUUUAUGAAAAUAUUCGUUUUGGUAAAGUAAAUGCAACACAAGUAGAAAUUGAACAAGCAGCACGAGAAGCAAAUGCACAUAAUUUCAUCGUGCAAUUACCAAAUAAAUAUGAAACACUUGUUGGUGAGUGUGGCAUACAGUUGAGUGGUGGUGAAAAACAACGUAUUGCAUUAGCUCGUGCUCUUGUCAAACAACCUACCUUCCUUUUACUGGAUGAAGCCACAAGUGCACUUGAUAAUGCAAGUGAAAAAGUUGUUCAAGAAGCACUAGAUCGAGCAUGCAGAGGUCGUACAACUAUUGUUAUUGCUCAUCGUUUGACUACAAUUAAAAAUGCUCAUCACAUAUAUGUGUUAGAUAAUGGACGUGUGAUUGAACAAGGUACACAUGAAACAUUGAUGGCAAAAGAAGGAGGCAAAUAUCAAGCAAUGGUUAAACGUCAACAGAUGGAAAGCAUCUAUGACGAUCAAGAUGAUAUAAUGAGUCUACAAGAAACAACAGAAGAAGAUAAAAAUUUAAUAAGUCUUCCUGAAUGGAUUACCAUCUUGAUUGGUUGUUUAGCGUGUGCAAUUUAUGGAACUGCUCAACCAUGGCUUGCAUUUUUAUUUACCAAAAUAGUCCAUACAUUCAAAGAUUGUUCAAUCUCUAACCGACGUCAACAAGUGUUGAUUGCUAAUGCUUCUUUUUUACUUUUGGGUCUUGCUUUAUGGAUUCUUCGUUUCUUUCAGUAUACAGCUUUUGCCAUAGCAGGAUCGAAAUUGACGCAACGCAUUCGUUUGAAAGCUUUUGCAUGUCUUCUUCGUCAAGAAAUUGCUUAUUUCGAUCGAUCUGAAAAUAGUUCUGGUGCAAUUUGUACUCGUCUUUCUUCUGAUGCAUCAGCCAUUCAAGAGAUGACUGGUACACGAUUAGGAGUCAUCUGUGAAGUUCUCGCACUAUCGUAUAGCCGUAUUGCUGCAUCAGUCUCAGCUAUUAAUACGUUUUUCGAUUUAUUUGAUCGAAAACCAGCUAUUGAUAAUACAUCAAGUGAAGGUCAAGCAUUAGUUGAUUUUCAUGGAGAGAUAAAAUUUAAUCAAGUGAAAUUUAUCUAUCCAACUCGGCCAAAAUCUGUUGUUCUUAACAAAUUUCAAUUGAAUAUCAAGUCAAGUCAACGUGUAGCUCUUGUUGGCGCAUCUGGAUGUGGAAAAUCUACAAUUAUUCAACUGUUAGAACGAUUCUAUGAUAUUACAAGUGGUGAAUUACUGAUUGAUGGCAUGGAUAUUCGAAAACUAAAUCUUCAUUCGCUUCGUUCUCAUUUUGGUCUUGUCAGUCAAGAACCCGUAUUAUUCAAUUUAACAAUUGCUGAAAAUAUAGCAUAUGGCUUAGAAAAUGUUGCAAUGGAAGACAUUAUCAAUGCAGCACGUACAGCUAAUAUUCAUCAAUUUAUCGAGCAAUUACCUCAGGGUUAUGAAACAAACGUAGGUUCAAAAGGCUGUUUUCUAUCAGGUGGUGAGAAGCAGCGUAUUGCAAUUGCUCGAGUUCUUCUUCGUCGACCUAAAGUAUUGCUCUUAGAUGAAGCUACAAGUGCCAUGGAUUCGCACAAUGAACAAAUUGUUCAAGAAGCACUUGAACAGGCUCAAACAGACGAUCCUAGUCGAACGUCACUCAUUAUUGCUCAUCGUCUAUCAACUAUUCGUUCAUGUGAUUUGAUUUGUGUACUUGAUAGAGGACAUAUAGUGGAAAAUGGUACUCAUACAGAACUGAUACAACGACAUGGAACGUAUUAUAAAAUGCUUGCUCAAAAUAAUUUACAAUGA
Molecule: messenger RNA, 2271 nt
Organism: Rotaria sordida
Lineage: Eukaryota; Metazoa; Rotifera; Eurotatoria; Philodinida; Philodinidae
Source: the annotation of a GenBank genome assembly